ACCAAGGCCGAAAGGGAAGACCGGAUUAACGUUAUUUUGUAUGGUUUUGUUUGGUUUUCCCACUUAUUGUUUGUAGCUCUCUUCGAUAGAGAAUACCAGAUUGGUCCCAUCCCAGAAUAUUCUCCAUUCAAUUGUCCAUAGCGUCUGUUUGUAUUUUUAGUUGUACAUACAAAACAGCCAAGGCAACCACAGCUUGUCUCCCCGAGUAACCUUUGUGCCGAAACCGGAGCCGAUCCUAACCGCCUCACCUGCUCCCAGAAACUGACACCAGAAAAAAAAAACAUGUCCGUACUCCCUCGCGGCAUCCGGGCGGUGCUGACCAAGUCGCCCAACGACGUCGUCAUCCUCUCGUCCCUCCGAACGCCCAUCACCCGCUCCAACCGCGGCCACCUCAAGGACGCCUACCCCGAGGAGCUCCUCGCCACGGUCCUCCGCGCCACCCUCGCCGCGAACCCUUCGCUCCCGGCCUCCGCCGUCGAGGAUGUCGCCGUCGGCGUGGUCCUCUCCGAGCUGGGCGGCUCCAAGGCCGCGCGCGCCGCCCUGAACCACGUCGGCUACGACACGGCCAGCACGAGCCUGCACACCGUCAACCGCGCCUGCGCCAGCAGCCUGCAGGCCAUCGCGUCCACCGCCAACGCCAUCCGCGGCGACUUCAUCUCGGUCGGCGUCGCCGCGGGCAUGGAGAGCAUGACGCGCAACUACGGCAGCCGCGCCAUCCCCGUCGACAUGUGGCCCGCCCUGCGCUCCGAGACCGACACCGUCAAGGACGCCAGGGACUGCGUCAUGCCCAUGGGCCUGACCUCGGAGAACGUCGCGGCCCGCUAUGGCGUCUCGCGCGCCGACCAGGACGCCAUGGCCGCGGAGUCGCACCGCCGCGCCGCCGCCGCGCAGGACGCCGGCCGCUUCGACGCCGAGAUCGUCCCCGUGCAGACCCGCUUCCAGGACGUCGACAAGGCCGGCAACCCCGUCGGCGAGGUCCAGGACGUGACGGUCACGCGGGACGACGGCGUCAGGAAGGGCGUCACGGUCGAGAAGCUGUCGACGCUCAAGCCGGCGUUCAAGGCCGACGGCACCAGCACGGCGGGCAACUCGUCGCAGGUGAGCGACGGCGCGGCCGCCACGCUGCUGCUGCGCCGGAGCACGGCCGAGAAGCUGGGCCUGACGGAUUCCAUCAUGGGCAAGUUCGUCGCCGCGAGCGUGGCGGGCUGCAAGCCCGACGAGAUGGGCAUCGGCCCGGCCAUCGCCAUCCCCAAGCUGCUGGGCCAGCUCGGCCUGGAGAACAAGGACGUGCAGAGGUGGGAGAUCAACGAGGCCUUUGCCAGCCAGGCCCUCUACUGCCUGAGGGAGCUCGGCCUGGAGAAGGAGUGGGACGCCGGCAGGGUCAACCCCGACGGUGGUGCCAUCGCCUUGGGUCACCCGCUGGGUGCCACGGGUGCCAGGAUGACGGCGACGCUUAUGCACGGUCUCAAGAGGGAUGGUGGUGAGGUGGGUGUCGUUAGCAUGUGCGUCGGCACCGGCAUGGGUAUGGCCGGAUUGUUUGUGAGGGAAUGAUCAAAGGCAUAAUGUGUAGUAAAAAAAAAAAAUGCAAAGUAGUCACAGCGAAUACGGUUACCAGAGGUCGUGUUUCCGAGCUCGUCUUUGUUGUAAUAAUUUUUGCAAAACUAAUUAUACCUACACCGGGCUAAACGUUGAUAGUUUCGAAAAAAAAAUCAAGCACUCAUGGUAACAUCGGAUUAAACAAAAUAUCAGAUCAAACGAAAC
Messenger RNA from Pyricularia oryzae 70-15, 1761 nucleotides. Its product is annotated as 3-ketoacyl-CoA thiolase A. The record is from RefSeq and is a predicted model, not a curated record. The coding region runs from base 283 to 1551 and encodes 422 amino acids. NCBI's taxonomy places the organism in Eukaryota, Fungi, Ascomycota, Sordariomycetes, Magnaporthales, Pyriculariaceae. Gene Ontology annotation, cellular component: peroxisome. The transcript has a single exon. Gene Ontology annotation, biological process: fatty acid beta-oxidation; phenylacetate catabolic process. Gene Ontology annotation, molecular function: acetyl-CoA C-acyltransferase activity.